Mustela erminea (ermine) is the source of this 3067-nucleotide messenger RNA. Its product is annotated as neural Wiskott-Aldrich syndrome protein-like. Bases 47 to 712 code for a protein of 221 amino acids. The transcript has 3 exons. NCBI's taxonomy places the organism in Eukaryota, Metazoa, Chordata, Mammalia, Carnivora, Mustelidae. The record is from RefSeq and is a predicted model, not a curated record.
CAAGGUCUGGCCACCAGCUCGGCUGGUGGAGCCUUCACGCCUGUGAAUGGAGCCAGCGCCGCUGAAACUUCCUGCCACACCGAGCAGAGAAUCAAACGGAAGACAGGCGCAUCCUUUUCUGGCCCUGGUCCCCGGCACACCCGCGUUAGGGGAAGGACCCAGAAGCCGGGUAUAUUUCGGAGGAUCCCAGAGCCUCUCCGAAAGCUGGCGGGAGACCCGUCCAGGCCCGACCCCACCCGGGAGAGGGUCCCCGCGCGCGCCCGUCCCAUCGCCCCCACUCCCAUCGCCCCCGGGCGGCCCUUACCUGUGGCGCAGAGCCGCAGGCCGGCGCUGCGUCUCCCAGCGGCCAUGCCUGCUCCAGGAGAGCCGCAAAAACCACGGAAAAGAGCGAGAAAAAAGCCGGCGGCCGCUACUUGCCCUCCCGGAAAGGGAAGCUGCCCGUGGGCGCGCAGAUGGGAAGCCCGGCGCAGAGGGCGGGGGCGGGGCAGGCCGGCCUCCGCCACCCUCCGCCACCCUCUCAGGACCCCUCCGGCCUCCGCCUCUGGGCAUGCGCACAAGUGCGGCGCAUGCGUGGAACUUGGGCGCUUGCGCAGUCGUGCCUUCAAAGUCCGUGUGCUUCCCGCUGCCUUCGGGAGCGUGGGAACCUCGCGAGUGGGCGGCUUCCUGCGGGGGCGGAGCGCCGUACGGCGUUGGGGGCGUUUCCGGAAGUUAGAUCCCCGCUAAAUUUAGAGGAAAGUGAGAUACCCUCCAAUGCGGCUGGAAGUUGAGUUCUGCCGGGGCUUUCGCUUGCAGCCUCUGUGCCGCGAGCGAUCGGGUUCGGGAGAAGAGUGAAUCUUGGAAGAGCACAUGAGAAAGAAUGAGGAAAUGAGAAAACACCUAACACAUCCAGAAAUCAGAGCCACCUUCCAAGAGCCAGGCUGAAUCAUCCUUCAAGUCCAGAGGAGGGGAAGCCAGCUCAAGGGGAACCAAUUCAGACUAAACAGACGUCCGAACACCUAAUUGGCAUAUUUGGCUUUUGGAGGAAUCAUAUCCCCCAUUUAAGGAGACCGACGGGCUCAAUCCAUUGAAAUCACCUAGGAAAAGUUCUUAUUUGAUUGGAAGCCUGAACACCUUCUUGGAAGGAGAGAAGCUGUAACCCAAGCUAUCCUGUUUGGAACUUACGUUACUGCUAUGAACUCAGUUGUGCAGCACCACACACACCACACCUACGCCACUGCCAAAUUCAAAUGUUGAAGCCCUAACGCCUACUUUGGUGGUGUUUGGAGAUGGGGCCAUUGGAAUGUAAUUGGAUUUUAAUGAGGUCAUGGAGGAUGGGGCCCCCAUGAUGGGAUUACUGCCCAUAUAAGACGUGAAAGAGAUCUGAGAGCUCUCUCUUCUGAUCCAUGUAUGAACACGGAAAGAAGGCAGCUAUCUAUAAGCCAGGAAGAUCCCAACCGUGCUGUCACCCUGAUCUCAGACUUUAAGCCUACCCAACUGUGAGAAAUUAAUGUCUCUUGUUUAAGCCAUCCACUCUGUGGUAUUUUGUUAUAACAACCUCAGCUGACCCAAGUAGGUGUUAAUGCUGAAAUGAUACUCAAAAUGUCAGCCACCUGCCUUCAUGCUGACUCACGUCUUUGGCAAAAGCCCAUAAUCAUAGUUAACAGUGACUAUUUAUCUGAUGCUACUCUCUGGUAUAUUUCUUUGAAAGACAGUUAUUAGCUAGUUGUCGGGCAUUUACUAAGACAGCCCCAUUAAGUGAAGGACAACAUUGUAUCAACUCCUCUUGUGAUGGGUAAGGUCAAAAAGCAUCCCAGCAAGGAGAGAAAGUCAAAAGAAGUUCCAUCAUAAAAUCAAAAUAUUCAAGAGGCAUUCCACCGUGGAGCACAACGGGACCCAACGUAUUCACGAGCAAGUAGCCUGUCUUCCGCUAGGGCCACUGAAGAGCUAACUGAAGACUUGUCUAUUGUUAUUACUGAUGCAUCUCAACUUCCACCAAUUUCUCAAGGACGUAUGGGAACUGACCUGAUUCACAGAUGGCGGUUCCAGAAGGGCGCGUCAUGGCUCCAUGGGGAAAGCAGCUGUUCUGUGGCCAGCAGCUGGUCAAGUCCUCAUGGAAGGAAGCAAAGCAAGUGAGCAGCCCGGGGGACUGAGUUAAGGUCCUGUUCCUCACAAACAAAAUCCCACACUUGGGCACGUGCGGCACUUGGACUGUAGUUCAUGACUUGCUGUUUGGUCUGGUUAGUGGGCCCUCGGUAACUAGAUGGUAAAGAGACCCCUGUGUCAGUCAGGUACCACUCUGUGGAAAUCACUGUGGCAAUUCUGAGUGCAAAUCAAAGUAGAGCCAAGUCACACUUCUCCAAGAACUCCUCGUUUCUGUACAUGACUGGGAUCAAAUUGAUACUUGCUUCGGUUCUGUCUCGUGAAGUGACUAAAUGGGGCCAUGUAAGGACAUACUGGAAUUCCAGCCAUGAAGCUAGGCGGAUACCACUGGUCUCAGCUGAAGCUCCAGUCUUUAGUGCUGUUCACAACAGGAAAGGCAACAUUGGUAGUUGUUUCUGGGAAGUAUUCCUAAGAGAGAAGGACCUGCACAUAGCGUGCUUUCCCUAUUCCUUCCAGAGGACUGGAAUGGAAUGUAGGGGCAUGAGACAUAUUCUUGGUUUGGCUCUGUAUACUUACUUGCUACUACUACCUGAGGGUUGAACGACAGAAGCAAAACUAUUCAGCCAGUUUGGUCCUUCCAGUUACAGUCUUAAGGUCAAGAUAGAGCUUUACCCGUUGCACCGACACUAUGUUGCAGCCGUGCUACUGUGUUAUCCCCCAGGCUUAGGUGCAGCCGGUAUGGCUUGGAGUAGGCAGACCAACCUCGCCUCUUGCCUCCUGCCUUGAGCAGCCUCAUUAAUUUACAUCAAAGGGUCUUAAAAACAUAAUGAACUUCUAUGGGCUUAACUAUGCUCAAAGAGUUGGGAAAUACUAGGAUACGUAAUAAGGAUCAAUAACUUAGAUCAAACAUAGUUGUUUCCUUUUGAAGAUAUAUUUAUUUAUGAGAGAGAAAGAGAAACUACAGAGGGGAGAGGGAAAGAGAAACUCA